AUGCAACGAAAAAUGAUAGUGGCUCUUAUCACUUUUCUAGUUACUGUAUUCGGUACUGUAUCCAAUGCUCUUGUUUUCAUUGCUGCUCGUAGAAUGAAUUCGAUGAACAGUUCAUUUGGAAUUAUAACCAAAAACCAAGCGAUUUGUAACUUCUUGAUGUCCUUAAUUUUUUUAGUUUACAUUUUUCCAUUACAAAUAAGUGCUACGAAUCUGUUGGUUUAUUACUCCCAUUUCAUUGGAAUGUUUGCAAUGACUGUAUACGAAAUCUCAAAUCUCUCUCAUUUUCUGAUAGCAGUGAAUCGAUUCUGUGCAGUGUUUCUUCCUUAUUAUUACGAAAAAUUAUUUACUGUGUUUAGUACAAAAAUAUUGAGAAACGUUAUUUGGGUGGCAUCUGCUAUUUGGUGUAUGGUUUUAUAUGAAUUGGUCGGAUGUAAAUUCUCCUACGAUGUUGCGUCUUGGUCCCUUGCAUUUCUGGCAACUGAUAUGUGUACACAACUGACUUGGUAUUCUGAUUUCACUUUCAAUACAUCAUUUGUAGUUCUGACUCUUAUUACCAACUUGCUGACUGCUUUCAAAGCUGGAAGAAAUAGCAGAAUUUUGAUGAAUGCAGCAGGAAUCAAGAUGUCAAAACGACAGAAACAACGGGAACUGAAUUUUGUAAAGCAGUCAUUCCUCCAAGGAUUGAGUGUCUUCAGUGGACAAGUCACUUAUUAUCUAAUUGCUCCUUUACUGUCGAAUCCAGUUCUAAUUUUUAUUAUUGGGUCAUUGUGGGCAUUCAUGCAUUCUAUCGAAGGAGGUAUUAUUUUAGCAUCCAAUCAAGAAAUGAGAUCAGUUUUCAUGCCUAGGAAAGCAUUGAAUUCAACAACUGUUUUCAUUUCGAGCGUAUCAUUGGGUUAA
Molecule: messenger RNA, 897 nt
Organism: Caenorhabditis briggsae
Lineage: Eukaryota; Metazoa; Nematoda; Chromadorea; Rhabditida; Rhabditidae
Exons: 5
Coding region: 1-897 (298 amino acids)
Cellular component (GO): membrane
Source: RefSeq, a predicted model, not a curated record